Messenger RNA from Prorocentrum cordatum, 318 nucleotides. NCBI's taxonomy places the organism in Eukaryota, Dinophyceae, Prorocentrales, Prorocentraceae. The record is from the annotation of a GenBank genome assembly.
AUGCCAGGGUUGCUGGUCUGCUAUUGGGUCGGCAACAUACUCUACCGCCUGGCCACCCUCAGGGCCGUCCGCCAGCUCUCCUCCCUGGCCACCAUGCUCGCGAACCUGCUGACCGUGCCGGUGACGUCGCUGGCCUUCUGCCUGCCGCUGGGGCUGCCGCUCUUGGGCCCGCCCGAGGCCUGCUCGCCACGCUUGGUCGGGGGCCUGCUGCUGCUGUGCCUGGGCUUGGCCGUCUUCAACGGGGCCCUCGUGCGCGGCGCCUACAAGCAGUUCCGCGCGCACCGCCGUGCGCGCCGCGAGGGCGGGGCCCGCCGCUGA